Messenger RNA from Lemur catta (Ring-tailed lemur), 8001 nucleotides. It is a transcript of the gene TRIOBP, whose product is annotated as TRIO and F-actin binding protein. The record is from RefSeq and is a predicted model, not a curated record. Gene Ontology annotation, biological process: positive regulation of substrate adhesion-dependent cell spreading; actin filament organization. Gene Ontology annotation, cellular component: actin cytoskeleton. The transcript has 25 exons. Lineage: Eukaryota; Metazoa; Chordata; Mammalia; Primates; Lemuridae. The coding region runs from base 206 to 7252 and encodes 2348 amino acids. Gene Ontology annotation, molecular function: actin filament binding.
GGUUGGUUCCCCUCUCCAGAUCUGAUGGAAGAGAAGGAGCCUUGGCCCUGGCUGUCCCAGGGGAGGACCUGAAAUUCCUCAGCUCUCUGCGGAGAUUGCCAGCAAAGGCCUGAUCCGCUGGGAUGCUUUGAAGGAAACACACCAGGCCCCACCUAGAGUGUCAGCCUUUGGAUUGCAGGAGCUGCCCUGGCCUGACUCACCCAAUAUGGAGGACGUGGCUGGGGAUGCCCCAUGUGAACACUUUGAGGCCAACGUGCUUACCCAGAGCCGCUGUCAAAACUGCUUCCAGCCUGAGGAGGCCCACGGAGCAAGGCACCAGGAGCUCAGGAGCCCUUCAAGUGCCGAAGUGCCCUACUGCGACCUGCCCCGAUGCCCACCUGCUCCUGAGGACCCGCUCAGUACCUCAAUCUCCGGCUGCCAGUCUGUGGGGGACCUGGGCCUCAGGCCAGGGCCCAAGAGGAGCCUAGCCCCAUCAGCAGGGCUCCCCAAAGAGGGCCCCACAGCCACCCCCAGAAACAGGAGCUGGGAGCUCGAGGCGGUGCCCUAUCUGGAGGACCUGACCUCCUCCCCAUGUGGCAGCUGCAACGAGGGCCCCGACUCUGACACCAGCUCCAGCCCUGACUGCGACACCCCUGAUGGUACCAGCGACUCGUCCUCUGUGGACUGGGACACUGUCAAGAGGCGGGAGGAGACCCCCAGCGGGGACAAGCUCACCACGAUGAUCUCACGGAGGCCGCAGGAGGGGCCGAGAGCUGGCAGUGCCCAAAGGGCUCCCCCUCUCCCCACCAGGUCCCCUGCGGGAGGAGACACUGCAGCCCAGAGAAAGGAGGACGAUGGCGGUGGGAGCGGGAGCGCAGGACAGCACUGGGCGAAGCUCCGUGGAGAAAGCGGGUACUUCUCCUUGGAGCGGCACCGGGCGGCACUGACCCGGGCUUCCUCCAUGACACCACAGAGUGGGCCUCAAAGUGCCACCCCCCAGGCUUCCUCUGCCCAGAGGGACAUUGCCCAGGUGGUCUCCACACAACGCGGUACCCCCCGCGCCUCCUCUCCUGCCCGAAUCACCCAAAGGGAAAACCCUAGGACAUCAUCCACCCAACAAGACACCCCCAGGGCCUCUCAGUACACCUCCAGAGCUUCCUCUCCCUCAAGAAUCACCCAACGGGACAACCCCAGAACCUUAUCCACCCAACGAAACAAUCCUCAACUUUCCUCUCCCCCCAGAGCGACCCAGCAAGACAACCCCAGAACCUCUUCUACCCAACAGGACAACCCCCAAACUUCUUUUCCUGCUUGUACUUCCAAGCGGGAAAACCCAAGAGCAUCCUAUGCCCAACAGGACAAUCCCAGAUCCUCUUCUCCCAACCAAACCACCCAACGGGAAAACCCCAGAACCUUCUGUGCCCAACGGGACAAUCCCAGAUCCUCUUCUCCCAACAGAACUACCCAACGGGAAAACCCCAGAACAUCCUGUGCCCAAAGGGACAAUCCCAGAUCCUCUUCUCCCAACCAAACCACCCAACGGGAAAACCCUAGAACCUUCUGUGUCCAACGGGACAAUCCCAGAUCCUCCAGAUCCUCUUCUCCCAACCGAACCACCCAACGGGAAAACCCCAGAACAUCCUGUGCCCAAAGGGACAAUCCCAGAUCCUCUUCUCCCAACCAAACCACCCAACGGGAAAACCCUAGAACCUUCUGUGUCCAACGGGACAAUCCCAGAUCCUCUUCUCCCAACCGAACCACCCAACGGGAAAACCCCAGAACAUCCUGUGCCCAAAGGGACAAUCCCAGAUCCUCUUCUCCCAACCAAACCACCCAACGGGAAAACCCUAGAACCUUCUGUGUCCAACGGGACAAUCCCAGAUCCUCUUCUCCCAACCGAACCACCCAACGGGAAAACCCCAGAACAUCCUGUGCCCAAAGGGACAAUCCCAGAUCCUCUUCUCCCAACCAAACCACCCAACGGGAAAACCCCAGAACCUUCUGUGCCCAACGGGACAAUCCCAGAUCCUCCAGAUCCUCUUCUCCCAACAGAACCACCCAACGGGAAAACACCAGAAUAUCCUGUGCUCAAUGGGACAAUCCCAGAUCCUCUUCUCCCAACAGACCCACCCAACAGGAAAACCCCAGAACCUUCUGUGCCCAACAGGACAAUCCCAGAUCCUCUUCUCCCAACAGAACCACCCAACAGGAAAACCCCAGAACAUCCUGUGCCCAAAGGGACAAUCCCAGAUCCUCUUCUCCCAACAGAACCACCCAACGGGAAAACACCAGAAUAUCCUGUGCUCAACGGGACAAUCCCAGAUCCUCUUCUCCCAACAGACCCACCCAACAGGAAAACCCCAGAACCUUCUGUGCCCAACGGGACAAUCCCAGAUCCUCUUCUCCCAACAGAACCACCCAACGGGAAAACCCCAGAACAUCCUGUGCCCAAAGGGACAAUCCCAGAUCUUCUUCUCCCAACAGAACCACCCAACAGGAGAACCCCAGAACCUUCUGUGCCCAACGGGACAAUCCCAGAUCCUCUUCUCCCAACAGAUCCACCCAACAGGAAAACCCCAGAACGUCCUGUGCCCAACGGGAUCCCAGAGCCUCCUCUUCCAACAGAACUGCUCAACGGGACAACUCCAGAACUUCUUGCAUCCAAAAGAACACCCCCAGAUCCUCUUCUACCCAACGAGACAACCCUAAAACCUCUUAUACCAAAUGGGAUACCCUCAGAACCGCUUGUACCCAAUGGGACAACCCACAUGUCUCUUCCUUUAAACGGGACAACCCUAGAACCUCCUCCCCUCAAUGCUGCACCCUAAAGGACAAUCCCAGACCAUCAUCUCCCCAUCGCUCUGCUCAACGAAACAAUCCCAGGCCUUCCUCUCCCCACCGUACUAACAAAGACAUCCCCUGGGCCUCCUUCCCCCUCCGGCCAACUCAGAGUGAUGGCCCUCGAACCUCUUCCCCAUCUCGCUGUAAGCAAAGCGAGGUUCCCUGGGCAUCCAUUGCCCUCCGGCCAACCCAAGGUGACAGGCCUCAGACCUCCUCUCCCACUAGACCAGCCCGGUGUGACCCACCUCAGUCCUCUGGCCCCACUCAGCACAACUCACUGUCCCGGGCUACCUCUUCCUCCCACAACCCAGGCCAGCAGAGUGCCUCCCGAACUUCUUCACCUCUGCACCCCACUCCCCGGGCUGCUCCCCAGACCUCUCCUGAGCCCUCCCAGCCUCCAUGUGCUGUGUGCAUUGGGCACCGGGAUGCCCCUCGAGCCUCUUCGCCUCCUCGUUAUUUGCAGCAUGACCCCUUCCCCUUCUUCCCAGAACCCCGUGCACCUGAGAGUGAAUCACCCCACCACGACCCCCCCUAUGUACCACCUGCUGUGUGCAUUGGACACCGGGAUGCCCCCCGGGCAUCCUCACCCCCCCGCCACACCCAGUUUGACCCCUUCCCCUUCCUCCCAGAUACAUCAGAUACCUCUGAGAACCAGUCCCCUCAACAUGAACCUCCCCAGUUCCCCCCACCUGUGUGCAUUGGGUACCGAGAUGCACCCCGGGCCUCCUCGCCGCCACGCCAGGCCCCAGAGCCCUCCCUCCUGUUCCAGGAUCUCCCCAGGGCCAGCACUGAGAGCCUGGUCCCUUCCACGGACUCUCUGCACGACCCCCCCUACAUCUCAACCCCUGUAUGCAUUGGGCACCGGGAUGCACCCUCCUUCUCGUCCCCACCACGCCAGGCUCCUGAGCCCUCCCUCUUGUUCCAGGACCACCCUGGAACUAGUAUGGAGAGCCUGGCCCCCUCCACGGACUCUCUGCAUGGCUCCCCGGUGCUGAUCCCCCAAGUGUGCAUCGGGCACCGAGAUGCACCUCGAGCCUCCUCCCCGCCCCGCCACCCGCCCAGCGACCUAGCGCUCCUGGCACCCUCACCUCCACCAGGGAGCUCUGGGGGCUCCCGGGGCUCAGCAUCCCCCGGGGAGACAAGGCACAACUUGGAGAGAGAGGAGUACACUGUGUUGGCUGACCUGCCGCCACCCAGGAGGCUGGCCCAGAGGGAACCAGGGCCCCAGGCGCAGAGAAGCAACGGGGGCCGUACCCGCAGCCCAGGCCGUGCAGAGGUGGAGCGCCUCUUCGGGCAAGAGCGCAGGAAGUCCGAGGCACCGGGGGCCUUCCAGGCCCGGGACGAGGGAAGGUCACAGCGGCCCAGCCAAGGUCAGAGCCAACUUCUCCGAAGACAGUCCAGCCCUGCCCCCAGCAAGCAGGUGACCAAGCCCCCUGCCGAACAGGCAGAACCAGCCCGGCGGAGCCGAGCAGAGCCCCCUCAUCCCAGGAGUCCUGAGAGGCAGUCUGAGGGGGACCGGCGGCUCCAGGGGUCCUCGCUGUCCCCCAGGAUAUCAGCUAGGACCCCUGAGAGGGAGCCGCGGACAGAGAGACCUCCAGAGAGGGGCCGAGUGGGCCCAAGACAGCCUCUGGGGGGGUGGAAGAGUCAGGAGGAACUGCCAGGGUCCCAGUGCCCUCACAGGCCCAGGGGGAGGAGCUGGAGUGGCCAGGAGGGCCCGGGCCCUGGAGGCUGGCGAGGAUGUGGGGAGCCCAGGCUGGGGGCUGCCAGAGCCUCGGAGGACACAUGGAGGGGCCCUCCCAGGGAGGACAGGGAGAGCUGGGGGCAGGCAGAGGCCUGGGGGGAGCCCUCCGAGAAGCCAGCCCGGAGGGCCUGGGGCAGCCUGCAGGAGCUGUCCAGCCCCGACCAGCCUGUGAGCCCCCCAGAGAACUCCUGGGUAGGCCCGGCAGAGUUCUCACACCCCCGGCAGCCUGAGACAGCCACUGCCGUGGGCUGGGGGGCUGAGGGAGCGUGCCCACACCCGCAUGGCCCUGAGCGGCAACCCGAGCUCGACUGGACUGACCUGCUGGGCCUUCUCCGGGCACCUGGAGAAGGCACCUGGGCCCGUCUCCCGAGGCUGGACUGGGAAGGCCUCCUCGAGCUCCUGCAGGCCCGGCUGCCCCACAAGGCCCCCGCUGGACGCCGGGGUGACCCGGCCGAGGCUUCAGCGCCAGAGCCAGGUACCCCAGGCGCAAAGGGUGUCCUGGAGCAAGAGCAACACAGCCAGCCUGAAGGUUGGGCCGAGGCCACCAUAGUCAAUGGACACAGCCCUGGGCAGUGGCCCCAGAGCCCGGCUGAGCUGCCCAGCCCUGCCUACACCUCCACCCAGUGGCCAAAGACCAAAGUGACAAGUGGACCAGAGACCUCAACUGUGGCCAGCCCCAGACGCUCCAGUUUGCCGGAGCUGGAGUUCCAACCAGCGGAGCCUGAGGAGUCAGAACCAAGCAGAGGCCAAGACUUCCUGACUGAGCAGAAGCAGGCAGACUCGGCAGACAAGAGGCCAGCAGAGGGCAAGGCUGGGAGUCCACUCAAGGGCCGACUGGUGACCUCAUGGCGGAUGCCCGGGGACCGGCCCACGCUGUUCAAUCCGUUCCUGCUGUCUCUGGGGGUCCUCAGGUGGCAAAGGCCCGAUCUGCUCAACUUCAAGAAGGGAUGGAUGUCGAUCUUGGACGAGCCUGGAGAGCCUCCCUCCCCCUCGCUCACCACCACCUCUACUUCGCAGUGGAAGAAGCAUUGGUUUGUGCUGACGGAUUCAAGCCUCAAGUAUUACAGAGACUCCACUGCUGAGGAGGCCGAUGAGCUGGAUGGUGAGAUUGACCUGCGUUCCUGCACGGAUGUCACCGAGUUCGCGGUGCAGCGCAACUAUGGAUUCCAGAUCCACACGAAGGACGCUGUAUAUACCUUGUCGGCCAUGACCUCAGGCAUCCGGCGGAACUGGAUCGAGGCUCUGAGGAAGACUGUGCGUCCAGCUUCAGCCCCAGAUGUCACCAAGCUCUCGGACUGUAAUAAGGAGAACACGCUGCACAGCUACGGCACCCAGAAGGGCCCCCUGAAGGCGGGGGAGCAACGGACGUGCUCUGAGGUCAUCGGCCGGGGCAGCCCUCGGAAGGCAGAUGGGCAGCGGCAGUCCUUGGACUACGUGGAGCUCUCCCCACUGACCCAGGGCUCCCCGCAGCGGGCCCGCACCCCAGCCCGCGUUCCUGACCGCCCGGCCAAGCAGGAGGAGCUGGAGCGGGACCUGGCCCAGCGCUCUGAGGAGCGGCGCAAGUGGUUUGAGGCCACAGACAGCAGGGCCCCCGAGGUUCCCGCUGGUGAGGGGCCACGCCGAGGUCUGGGCGCCCCCCUCACCGAGGACCAGCAGAGCCGGCUCAGCGAGGAGAUAGAGAAGAAGUGGCAGGAGCUGGAGAAGCUGCCCCUGCGGGAGAACAAGCGGGUGCCACUCACUGCCCUGCUCAACCAAAGUCGCGGGGAGCGCCGGGGGCCCUCGAGUGACAGCCACGAGGCACUGGAAAAGGAGGUGCAGUCUCUUCGGGCCCAGCUGGAGGCGUGGCGUCUCCGAGGGGAGGCUCCUCAGAAUGCACCUAGAUCCCUGGAGGACGGCCACAUACCCCCGGGCUACAUCUCCCAGGAGGCGUGCGAGCGCAGCCUGGCAGAGAUGGAGUCCUCGCACCAGCAGGUGAUGGAGGAGCUGCAGCGGCACCACGAGCGGGAGCUGCAGCGGCUGCAGCAGGAGAAGGAGUGGCUCCUGGCCGAGGAGACAGCGGCCACGGCCUCAGCCAUCGAAGCCAUGAAGAAAGCCUACCAGGAAGAGCUGAGCCGGGAGCUGAGCAAAACACGGAGCCUCCAGCAGGGCCCGGAUGGCCUCCGGAAGCAGCACCAGUCCGACGUGGAGGCGCUGAAGCGGGAGCUGCAGGUGCUGUCGGAGCAGUACUCCCAGAAGUGCCUGCAGAUCGGGGCCCUGACGCGGCAGGCCGAGGAGCGUGAGCACACGCUGCGGCGCUGCCAGCAGGAGGGCCAGGAGCUGCUGCGCCACAACCAGGAGCUGCAUGCCCGCCUGUCGGAGGAGAUCGACCGGCUGCGCAGCUUCAUCGCUUCCCAGGGCAACGGCUGUGGGCGCAGCAACGAGCGGAGCUCCUGCGAGCUGGAGGUGCUGCUGCGAGUGAAGGAGAAUGAGCUUCAGUACCUGAAGAAGGAGGUGCAGUGCCUCCGGGACGAGCUGCAGACGAUGCAGAAGGAUAAGCGCUUUGCCUCGGGAAAGUACCAGGAUGUCUACGUGGAGCUGAACCACAUCAAGACGCGAUCGGAGCGGGAGAUCGAGCAGCUGAAGGAGCACCUGCGCCUCGCCAUGGCUGCCCUGCAAGAGAAGGAGUCGACGCGCAACAGCCUGGCUGAGUAGAGGUUCUCAUGGUCCGCCCAGCUGCACACCCGCCAGCGCGGGAGGACCUGCGCCCUCCCUCCCUGCUGGAUGGACGUCGGAAGCCAAGCUUUCCCCCACCCUCCGUGGGCCACAUGUUCACUCGCACCCACCACACACACACACACACACACACACACACACACACACACACACACACACGUAUGUACACACACACACAGAGACACGUAUGUACACACACACACACACACACACUGCAUAUCUGAGCGCGCCCCUCGCACUGGGUCUUACCUUGCACCUUCUUCAGGAUUUUAUAUGUGAAGAGAUUUUUAUAUAGAUUUUUUUCCUUUUUUUUUUUCCAAAACACUUUAUACUUUAAAAGAAAAAGCAAUUUCCGCUGGCCAUGUGCCUCCAGCCCUGGCUCCUGCUCUGUCUCCAGCCACCUCCCGCUUGGGCUUCGGGGCUGGUGGCCCAUCCCCAAGGGUCUAGCAGGGGCCCAGGCAGGGCCAUGGUGGGUUGUCUCCGAUGGGGAGAGGCAGGGAGCCAGCCACCCUCUUCCUCCCCUACCUCCUACUAACACUUCCGCCCUGAAUGGACUCAUACCCUGGGACUCUGGACAGAGGGACAGAUGGACAGAGGGAGCCAGCAGCUGUACCCACGGCCCCACCUCUGAGGAGGGCGUGCUGGGCCUGGAACUCCUGGAGCCACCCAUGAAGGCACUUCUCUCCUGUCCCAUGAACCUUCCUAACUUAAUAAAAUGUUCCAGCAGC